This is a messenger RNA of Anisakis simplex (herring worm), 2016 nucleotides long. The record is from the annotation of a GenBank genome assembly. Lineage: Eukaryota; Metazoa; Nematoda; Chromadorea; Rhabditida; Anisakidae.
AUGGAGCAACAUUUCCCAAAUAGACCUACCCAGGCACAGCAGCAACAGCACGUUUAUAGCACGUCACCAUUUAGUGUUUAUUCAAAUCAGCCACCUUAUCUGACAGGUACUUAUCAACCGGUAGCACAGCCUCAACAGAUCGCCUAUCAGCAAGCGCCUGCUCAAUACAGUCGCCCGGUGGUCGGAGGCAGUGGUAUUACAACAUGUAACAUGCAACAACAACAACAACAACAACAGCGUCGUGCGGGUGGUAACAUGCAACAACAACAACAACAACAACAGCGUCGUGCGGGUGGUGCGGCCACAACCGGAGCGAAUCAGGGCGGUGGCAUGAAUCGUGGUCCGGUUCCGCUGCAUCAGAGUGCAGCGUUAAGCGCAUCGACAGGCCCAGCAGGAGCACACCAUCCGGGCGCUCAUCCAGCCCAUCAACACCCACACGCACAGAUGCAGCACGCUGGCAAUAUGUCCGCUUCUGGUGAUGCGCAACACUCACUUAACACCGCUGGUGCUCCUAUCCAUACUCUUACUUCGUUGGCACCACAUCAUCGUGCACUACCAUCCCAGGAUAUGCCUUUGCGAAUAGUAGUGGAUGCGAAAUACGUUGGUGCUAUUAUUGGUCAAGGAGGUUCGAAUAUUCGUGAAAUUACCAAGGAAUCAAAAGCACGCUGUGUGGUUGACGUACAAAGGGCCGUUAGAGACCCGGCGGGAAACGCAGAAAAAGUGAUAUCGAUAAUGGGACAGCCAGAGAAUUGUACAAAGGCGUGUGUCAAAAUUCUUGAAGUGGUGAGGCGAGAAAUGGAAAAAGACUCUACUGCUGCACAACACCCGGAAAUUGAACUGAAAAUUCGUGUACACAAUCAGCUGGUUGGUCGCUUAAUUGGCAAAGGAGGUGCGACAAUCAAGAAAAUUAUGGAAGAAACUGGCGCAGUUGUUUUCGUUUCAAAUGAACCAGCACGUGAUAUGUUCGGCAUGCUACCAGGUUAUGGUACUGCCCCACCGUUAUAUGCAGCUGAUAUGGCAAUGCAUAUGGAACGAACGGUCACCGUGAAAGCAUCUGAAAUGAAUGUCGUUUCGGCAGCCGAACAGAAAAUCAGCCAAAAAUUGCGUUCUAGUUAUGAAUACGAUCUCAACAAUAGGGUUAGUCUUACGUCAGAAGUUUCCUUUUUGACGCUAGACGGCGCACAUAUUCGCAGUGUGAUGCGAAUGACUGGGGCACAUGUGCGUAUUGAAGGCGGUGGAAGUUUGAUCAAAGACAAGAAAGAUAAAGUUGAUACCAAAGAUGCAAAGGAAGUGAAUGCUGAUGAAGCAGAGAAAGGUGAUGCAGACAGUAAACAGACCGAUGCAUCACCAGAAGAGAAAUCUCCUGAAAGUAACGAAGAGGGUGCUGGUGAUGCGGAGAAAAGUGCAAAGAAAGAUGAGAAGGAGAUCACUGAUAAGGUGGCAUCAAUUUCAGUAUCGAAAUCAUCAGAUAAAGAAAAGGAGAAGGAACGAGAAAAAGAAAAAGAUUUACAUGCUGAUGAACGUCUUGUUACAAUAACUGGUAAUGAAGGGCAACAGUACAAAGUUUGUUGUCGUUUCUUCGUUAUUUCAUUACCAAAUUUCAUUUUUCGUAACGGUUCUAUUGUGGCUCAAUUCUGGAUCUAUCAGCGUGUUGCCGAACAAAGUUAUCACUAUUUGGAUGAGGUUCGUCUGUGCACCGAAAUCAAUGUGCCAAGCAAACUUGUUGGACGUAUCAUUGGGAAAGGAGGUCAAAAUGUAGAAAAUGUCGUUUUGAGUGAUUCUGAAUUUUGUUGCUUAUUCGAGGUUCGUGAAUUACAACGUGUAACUGGUGCACAAGUGAAAAUACCGGAUGAUGCGGGUGAAGAUGAAACACAAGAAUCGACAACAGUACGUAUCCUUGGCAAUUUCCAGGCAUCACAAGCCGUUCAAGCUAGACUCAAUCAACUCAUUCAUGAAUUUACACUUAGACAGUCAAUCUGGCCUGCUAAUGGCCAACCGCAUACACAAGGUAUUUGA